GGGCUAAAAUAUCAAAAGAAAUAAGGGGUGGAGCUCACCUUUAUCUAUGUUGCAAUCAUCAAAAGUAUUUAAAGGAUUAAAUUGAAUUUAUCCCUGCCGAAUUUCCCUCAGUAGUACAGGUAUAAGAGAUAAUUGCAAAAUAAGUAGAAACUCAUUCCUAGAUCUUCUCUCAAGGAAGUAACUACCAAUUUUCUCCAUUCCAAGUUCUUCUUUUCUCAAUUCACCAAAAAUUUUCCAGUCCAGUUAGUACGAGACUAAAAAAAAAAAACAAAAACAUUAACAAAUUGAAAAAACAAAUUUAAAAAAAAAUAACUAAAAAGUGUUUCUAUUUUUUCCUUGAAUAAUCAAUUACAAAAUAUUAUAAAAUUAGAAAUACAAAAUAAAAGUGACAAUAUGAAUGUUUUUGGAUUAAUUCAAAUGUUGACAUUGCAUUUAAUUCUUGUGGCAGCUGUUGUGAAACCAAGUGGAAUUUAUGUUGACAAUGGAUAUGAUAAAACGGUAUUUCAAGAAAUUACAAACGAAGGACAUCGAAAAUAUCUUCGCGAGGAAAUUCUCAACGUUCUUGAUAUUCCAAUUGACACUGAAAUGCAUCAACAACAAGAAAAAUUACCAACUGCUGCAUCAAGUUUUCUAAUGGAUAUUUAUCAUUUAACAAAUGAUGAUAAACAAUCAAAAAUGUUACGCGAUCAAGAAUUAAAAAAAUUACAAUAUUUCGAUGUCAAUGAUGUGGGAAUGAAUAGCAUAAUUGAGAGUGAUCUCAUUACAACAUUGGCUGCAAGAAAUAGUAAAAAACCAAAUUUUCAAAAAACUGAUAAAGUCAAACGUUUGUGGUUUAAUGUUUCACGAAUAUCCACUGAUGAUACAAUUACACGAGGUGAACUAAAAUUAUUUCGAACAAUUGACAAUGUGUCAAAGAAAAAUAGAGGAAUGGCAAUAAUUCGCGUUUAUCGAAUUGCAAGUGAUAGGGACAAUAAUGGUAAUCGUGAUAUGAUUUUUGUUGAUUCUGUAAAUACAACUGAGAGUGAUGGCUGGGUAACAUUAAAUGUUACCGAAUCACUUCAUUUUUGGCUUCGUGGAUUGGAUAUUAAUCGAGGACUUUAUUUAGAGGCAUAUUCACAUGGUGGUGAGGAAAAUAUUCGACCAGAAGCCAUUGGUAUUGUGGGUUUUAAAGGUGUACCAGAGAAACGACCAUUUCUUGUUGUUUAUGGAAAUAGAAAUACAGCAAGACGAAGACGUGGAUUGGAUUAUUUUCAUUCAAGUAUGAGAAAAUCAUUUCAAUCAAUUGCAAUGGCACCACGAUUACCAAUGUCGUGUCGUAAGGAAACAUUGUACGUUAGUUUUAGAGAUUUAAGUUUGGACAAUAUAAUAAUUGCACCAAAAGGCUAUGAUGCAUUCUAUUGUAAUGGACCAUGUAAUUAUCCAUUGAAUUUUAAUAUGAACGCCACAAAUCAUGCGAUUAUUCAAUCAUUUAUUAAUUUAAAAUAUCCUGAUCGUGCUCCAAAACCGUGUUGUGCUCCAAGUAAAACGUCAACGAUUCAUGUGAUUUUUCGAACUAGUGAAGAUACAUUAGUUAUUAAAAAACGUGAAGAUAUGACUGUCGAUAGUUGUGGGUGUCUUUGAAAUAUUUUUUUAUUUUUUAAACUAUUUGACAAACAAUUUUAAAAAAAUGAUUAUGUAAAUAUUAAAAUUUUUAUUUUUUUAUAUUUAAUUUAAAUUCCUGUAAAGUUUAUGUAAAUUAUUAUUUAUUUUUUCAUGUUAUUAAAAAAUGAAACAAAAGAAACUGUAAAUAUUCGUGAGAAAUGUAUAAAUAAAUUUUGUUUAAAAUUUUUAA
Leptopilina boulardi is the source of this 1831-nucleotide messenger RNA. Its product is annotated as protein 60A-like. Gene Ontology annotation, molecular function: cytokine activity; growth factor activity. The transcript has a single exon. Bases 394 to 1620 code for a protein of 408 amino acids. NCBI's taxonomy places the organism in Eukaryota, Metazoa, Arthropoda, Insecta, Hymenoptera, Figitidae. The record is from RefSeq and is a predicted model, not a curated record. Gene Ontology annotation, biological process: SMAD protein signal transduction; BMP signaling pathway. Gene Ontology annotation, cellular component: extracellular region.